This is a messenger RNA of Aspergillus nidulans FGSC A4, 7215 nucleotides long. RefSeq names its product type I polyketide synthase. The transcript has 13 exons. Bases 1 to 7215 code for a protein of 2404 amino acids. Gene Ontology annotation, biological process: fatty acid biosynthetic process. The record is from RefSeq and is a predicted model, not a curated record. Gene Ontology annotation, molecular function: acyltransferase activity; transferase activity; 3-oxoacyl-[acyl-carrier-protein] synthase activity. Lineage: Eukaryota; Fungi; Ascomycota; Eurotiomycetes; Eurotiales; Aspergillaceae.
AUGGUAACAUUCGUACAAAGCCAUUUUCCUGCAUCUGAUUCCCAGGCAUCGGAUGGCGAACCCAUCCUUCAUCAACGCGUCUACCCAGAUAGCGAAGGCCACGACCAGAACGGGGCUGAAGCUGGCAGUGGUGGUGCUGACACCAGUGGAAACACCGUGUCCUUCAACUCUGUCCAAGGAUGCCCUCCAAUUGCCAUUGUAGGCAUGGCGCUCCGGCUUCCCGGAGGUGUCAAGUCCCCCGAUGAACUCUGGCAAUUCCUAAUCGAAAAACGAAAUGGUGUUUGUGAGGUUCCCGGAACCCGCUAUACUGUUGAUUCUUUUUACAGUGAGACCAUGGCCCGUUGUGUAAAAACGCGCCAUGGGUACUACCUGCAAGACGACCCAGCCUGUUUCGACGCGGGCUUCUUCUCUAUCAACUCACACGAAGCAGGGAGAAUGGACCCACAGCAACGCCAGCUCCUUGAGGUAGUUUGGGAGUGCUUGGAGAGCGCUGGAGAGACGAAUUGGCGCGGGAAAAACAUCGGCUGCUAUGUUGGUGUUUACGGCGAAGACUGGCUGGACCUGGCAAGCAAGGACCCGCAGCAUACAGACCGAUAUCAUAUCCUUGGAACGGGGCAGUUUGCCUUGUCGAACCGGCUUUCUUAUGAAUAUGACUUUCAGGGGCCUAGCAUGACCCUCCAAACCGGCUGCUCAGCGUCCUUGGUAGGUCUCCACGAGGCGUGCCAAGCGCUCUACUCACGAGACUGCUGCUCUGCCAUCGUGGCGGGGACAAAUUUGAUGUUUGCACCGACAAUGACGGCUACCAUGUCUGAUAACACUGUCAUGUCUCCAACUGGAACUUGCCGCACGUUCGACGAGGCGGCGGAUGGGUAUGGGCGCGGCGAGGGCGUUAACGCCCUGUACGUGAAAAGACUCGAAGACGCCAUUCGAGAUAAUGACCCUAUCCGUGCAGUUAUCCGAGCAACGUCAACCAACUGCGACGGUCACACCCCCAGCAUCACAACUCCCGGGUCUCAUUCCCAGGAAGCACUUGUAAGAUGGGCUUAUAAGAAGGCCGGUAUUUCGGAUAUCACCCAGACAGGGUUUUUCGAGUGCCAUGGAACCGGAACAGUAGCCGGGGACACGGCGGAAGCGUCAGUUGUCGCGAAAUUGUUUGAAGGAAAAGGGAUAAUCAUGGGAGCUGUAAAACCAAAUGUUGGCCACGGAGAAGGAGCAUCGGGAAUCAGCAGCGUCAUCAAAGGCGUUCUCGCACUGGAGCACAACACUAUCCCCCCAAACGUCUUUUUCAAGACGCCAAACCCAAGAAUACCAUUCGAAGAAGGAAAGCUCCAGGUCCCAGUGGAGGUCAUGCCAUGGCCAAAAGACCGGCGUGAGAGGGUGAGCGUGAACUGUUUUGGCGUUGGAGGUGCGAACGCACACGCCAUUCUUGAUUCGAUAUCUUCAGUCUGCGGUGACAACUUUCGUCCUCUUAUUGAAAACUGCGAAGAUGACAGAGCGCGCCUCUUGGUCGUCUCGGCAAGGGGCGCAGAAAGUUUGAAACAGCGCAUUCGAGCUGUAACAGACUAUGCAAAUAAGGACUUGUCCAAGCUCCGGGAUCUCGCCUAUACACUUGGCGAAAGGCGCGAGCAUCUAUCUCACCGAGCGUUUACAGUAGCCAAUCCAAAUGAGCUGCUAGACGAGCCGAACUUUCAGACUGGCCGUGACAAAGCUCCGGAGGUGACCUUUGUCUUCACCGGGCAAGGCGCUCAGUGGGCGGGCAUGGGCAAGAAUUUGCUAACCGCAUUCCCAACCGCGCGAAAAGACAUUCAGCAUCUUGAAGAGGCUCUGGGCAGUCUCGCAGAUGGCCCGUCCUGGUCGAUUGAAGAGGAAUUGUCACGGACGGAAAAGAGCAGAAUAAACGAAGCCGAACUCUCGCAGCCGCUCUGCACAGCGCUCCAAAUUGUACUUGUCAACAUCCUUUCUGCAUGGGGAAUAACUCCUUCAUCUGUGGUCGGCCAUUCGAGCGGCGAGAUUGCCGCUGCAUACGCAUCUGGGGCCAUCUCUGCGAGAUCGGCCAUCAUCAUCGCGUAUUAUAGAGGAAAGCUCGCGAAGGAGCUUGAAGGAAAAGGCGCCAUGGCAGCGGUAGGGCUGUCAAAAGAUCUUGUCGCGCCGUUUCUUGAGGAAAGCGUAGUCAUUGCAUGCGAGAACAGUCCACAAAGUGUCACGUUGUCUGGGGAUAGUACUGCGGUUGAUAUAGUGGUGGAUGCAAUUAAGAGGGAUCGUCCAGACAUCCUCUGCAGAAGGCUGCCAGUGUCUACAGCCUACCACUCCAUAACUGCAGGACUCGCGCACGCUGGCGGGAUUGCUAUCAAUCUCAAUAUUAUCAAUGGCCCCGGCAACACUAUAUCAAACCUGCCUCCUUAUCCCUGGCAACAUAACACCCGUUACUGGCACGACAGCCGACUAACGCGCGAGUGGCGAUUCCGACCUCAUCUACACCAUGAGCUCCUUGGCGCACGCAGCGUCGAGUCUUCAGAGCUCGAGCCCGCGUGGAGAAAUCUGCUUCGUCUGGAGGACGUUCCGUGGGUCAGCGAGCACGCUUUGCAGGGAAAUGUUAUAUUCCCGGCUGCUGGAUAUAUCUCAAUGGCGGGCGAGGCAGUAUGCCAAUUAAUUCCCGAAGCGAGCGACUUCUCCAUCAAAAAUAUGCUGAUCAAGAACCCGCUUUUGAUGAAAGAGUCGGCUGAGUACGAAAUCAUCACGACACUCAAGCCAGUCAAAAUCACCGACCUUGUUGAGUCAGAUUGGUACUCGUUCAGCAUCGUCUCGUUCGAUGGUGCUUCCUGGACGAAACACUGCCAUGGCCAGGUGCGCGCGGGAUCCGACUACCCUCCAAAAGGACGAAAGAUCAAACAAUACGCUCGCGUCCUUGACGUAGGCACUUGCUACCGUUUCGUCGAGAGACUCGGGUUUGCAUAUGGCCCUCUCUUUCGACGGUUUACAUGCAUCUCUUCAGAUCCAAAUGAUCGAAAAGCCUCAGCUAGGCUGCGCGACCUCGGACGAACCCGGUAUCCGCUUCACCCCGCCAUAAUUGACCACCUGCUCCAAGCUUUCCCAAUGGCCAUAGCUCAAGGGUUAUCCCGACGGUUCCAGAUCAUUGUCCCUGCGGCAAUUGGACAUAUCUAUGUGCGACGGGCCGACGUUCCAGAAAGCGAAAUGUCGCUGGAAGCAUUGAUGGCCGAGACCGGCUUCGGGACAUGGAUGGGUCAUGGUAUCAUGAUGGCUGGCGACGGGAAUGAUGCUGUGCCUGUCCUGUCGAUGACGGAUGUUGCCGGGUUCCCUGCGUCCGGGACGGGAGACACUGCUUCCAUACCGCUGGGGUCACAGAUUCGGUGGGCUCCGGAUAUUGAUUUCGUAGAGGCGUCUAGCUUGCUGCUACCUGCUGAGCCGAGCGAUGAGUAUGUGAGCAUGAUGCGGGCAUGUGAUGCUUUGAGUAUCCUGUAUAUCCUUGAAACGGCGAGGAAGCUGGAGAGUGUCACCGAGGACCCGGAAGUCCCUCAUCUCAAGGAUUGGAAGGCAUGGAUUACCUCAACGGCUAAUAGAUUUGGUCAGCAGACGGAUGGAUAUGCUUUGGAUACAGGAGCCUCCAAUUGGGCCCAGCUGAGCUCGGAUGAACGCCAGAGCCUCAUGAAGGUUCUGUCCUCAGAGGUCCAACACGCAAAUGAGGAUCAAAGUGGUGAAGUUCCAGCCCCGUUGUCAUGUCUCCGCUACGUUUACAACAAUGUCGAGAAUCUCUUAACCUCAACGACCCUGUCCGACGAAACUCGAAGCCAAAUCGAGCAGUAUGGCGCAUACCUCCAUUCCCAGCACGAGCGGAGCUGGGGCCACUUUUUGACUUUAUUGGGCCAUACAAACCCAGCGAUGCGCAUCAUCGAGGUAGGAGGCAGUGCUGGGAGUGUCACAAGGAGUAUCCUGAAGCACUUGACGUCACCGGAAACUGUGAGGCUAUACUCAGCGUAUACAUUUACGGAUGCAUCCGCGGAGAAUGUUGAAGCUGCGAGAAAGGCGUUUGCGGAGGAAGAAAUUGACUUUAAACUGCUUGCCAUCGAGAAGGAUCUAGGAGAGCAGGGUUUUGAGAAACAUAGUUUUGAUUUAGUUAUUGCAUCUAAUGUUCUCAGAGGCAGAAGGGGCCAGCUGGAGACAUCGCUCAGGAAUAUUCGGGAGUUGCUGGCGCCGCGCGGUAGAUUAAUGCUCAACGAGCUGGAUGAAGGACAUCUUCCUACAGCCUUCGUCAUGGGGCUUCUGCCAAUUUGGAACAGGAAUAAAGACGUGAUCCCAGUACAUAUAACGAGAGAAGAGAUUGAUGCAGCCCUUCGCUCUACCGGGUUCUCUGGAAUUGAAGCCAUACGCAGGGAUAUAGAAUCACCAGACAGCGUAUCGCUAAGUAUCUUGUCGAGCCUUAACGCAGAGAUCCCAAAAAAAACCAUAACGUUAUUAGUAAAGGCGGCGAUCACCUAUUCCGAGUCCUGGGUUGAACUGCUAAAGGGGACGCUGGAACAGCAAGGAUACGAAGUAUGCAUCUGCGAUUUGCAAGCUGGUCUUCCAGUUGAAGGGGAGUACUUGACCAUCUCUCUUCUUGAUAUGGAUGGUCCAUACCUCCAUGACCUGUCUGAAGCUGGAUUUACUUCCUUGCAGGGCCUCUUGGCAGAUAUUAAGCAACCGAUUCUGUGGGUUACGGGGAUGUCGCAGUUCCGGUGCGAAAACCCACGUUACGGCUUAGUUUUCGGGUUUGCACGGACUAUGAGACACGAGAAAGACGCUGACUUCAGCAUCUUCGAAACUGAUACUUUCGGUGCCGAGUCAGUGAAAUCACUUGUGUCUGUGGUCGAAAAGCUUCUGUGGUCCAGGGCAGAUGCAGAAACAGACCCGGAGUAUGAAUUCGCCCUAUACCAGGGCACGAUCUACGUCGGCCGUUGUCACUGGGUCUGCCUGGCAGACCAUAUUGAUAGUAACUCCUCAAUGAACCUCCCUAGACAACUGGAUAUCGAAUCACUAGGUUCAAUUGAUACACUUCGCUGGGCACCGUUCGAGGGCCCGCCGUUGGAGGAAGGCCAGGUCGAAAUUGAGAUGAAGUAUAUCGGCUUGAAUUUCCGGGUUCGACACCUGCACUUUCGUGACAUUCUUGUAUCGCUUGGCCUCUUCGGCGAACCCAAUGAGUUCGGUCUCGAAGGAAGCGGGAUCGUUCGAAGGGUAGCACCGGGUGCAAUACGAGACCUGAAGCCCGGCGAUAGAGUCGCCCUGUUGACGACGGGGACUUUUCGAACGCGCUUCGUCGUGCACUCGCGGUAUUGCCUUCGGAUUCCGGAUCACAUCUCGCUUGAGGGAGCGGCGACGAUGCCAUCAGUCUACAUCACGGCUGCGUACUGCCUGAUUCAUCUUGCGCGGUUGCAAAAGGGCGAGCUUGCGGAGGCGUCGGUCUCGCGGCUAUCCGCGUCUCUAAUAGCUCAGAUCUACGCCACGGUCGGCAGCGACGAGAAAGUCCAGUAUCUCAUCGAUCGCUUCGGCAUACCAAGGAGCCGCAUCUUCAAUUCCCGGACCCCAGACUUCCUCCACGACGUGAUGCGCGAGACAAACGGUCGCGGCGUGAACGUCGUGCUGAAUUCACUGACUGGUGCUCUUCUCCACGCAUCCUGGGACUGUCUCGCUUCGUUUGGUCGAAUGAUUGAGCUGGGCAAGCGGGACUUCCUGAGUAACGGGCAGCUCAAUAUGGGGCCUUUUAUCAAGAAUCGCUCAUAUAUGGGAUUCGAUCUGACGCAGUUUGGAAAGGAAGCUUAUCAUACCUAUGAGUCAAUGCACACCCAGUUCGAGACACUCACAGCAGAGAACGAGCUAGUUCCCAUUCGCCCAGUGAGAGUGUACGAGGCUACAGACGUUAUAGAUGCCUUCAGGUACAUGCAACAGGGCGUCCAUAUGGGUAAGAUUCUGAUUAGAGUGCCCGAAAACCCCUCUAGCCUCUCUGUCUCUCCAGGGAAUUCGCCAUUCUCUCUUCGUCCAGACGCCUCGUACCUGCUUGUUGGUGGGCUAGGCGGACUGGGCCGCUCAGUAUCGACAUGGAUGGUGGAAAAGGGCGCUCGGCAUUUGGUGUAUUUAUCACGCUCCGCUGGUCUCUCUGAAAAGGAUCAGGCUUUUGUCCGUGAGCUCGAAGCGCAGGGGUGCCAGGCAAUCUGUGUUCCCGGUGACGUGUCGGCCAUUGCAGACGUGGAAGCUGCAAUAUCUAAGUCUUCGCAACCUCUUGGUGGCGUGGUGCAGAUGGCAGGGUUUCUCCAGGACGCAAUGUUCGACAAAAUGAAAUAUUCAGAAUGGGAGUCCUGCGUUGCCUCAAAGGUCCAGGGAACUUGGAACCUCCACGAGACAACCUCUUCCAGCGCCCUCGAUUUCUUCAUUGUCGUCGGGUCGGUUGCCGGCAUCUGCGGAAACCCAGGCCAAGCCAAUUAUGCCGCGGCCAACACGUUCCUGGACUCCUUCGUCCAGUAUCGGCGAGAUCUCGGUCUUCCAGCGGCGGUAAUUGAUCUGGGCGCCAUCGAUGAAGUUGGCAUGAUGGCUGCUAAUCAAGAGGCAAUGCAACGUGCGCAAGCGGCGUCAGUCUGCUUCCCAAGCGAGCAACAGUUGAUUGAGGGGCUCAAACUCGCCUUAUCACAAUGCGCAGUUCCCCCUUCAUCAAAAUCACUUCUCUCUACCUCGUGCAUCGUCGGCCUCUCAAAUACAAAACCGCUCUCGAACCCGAGCGUCCGGCCGUACUGGGUGCGCGAUGUCCGGUUUGCCAUCUACAAGAACCUCGAGUCAAGAAGCACCGAGGCAGUCCAGGGAGGUCAAAGCAACGAACUCCGCACUCUCCUCCGGCGCGUUGAGCAGAACCCCUCGCUGUUGAACGACCCGGAAUCGGAAGAGAUCGUGCGCCGCGAGAUUGGCAACCAGGUGACGCAGCGGAUGCCGCAGGCGGAGAACAUGGAUGAAGACGAGAUUGCGAAUAUCACGAUUGACUCAUUGAUGGCGAUUGAGAUAAGGGGAUGGGCGAGACGGAACCUAGGGCUAGAGAUUACGCUUGUACAGAUUGCAAAGGCGAAGACUGUGGGAGGGUUGACGAGGGCGGCCGUCGAUCAUCUGAAAGCCAAGUAUGGGAUGAAAAGAGAGGACAAUGAGAACGAGGCUAGAAUUGGAGAUAGAGACGGAGAGGAUUAG